This is a messenger RNA of Venustampulla echinocandica, 261 nucleotides long. Its product is annotated as putative 50S ribosomal protein L30. Gene Ontology annotation, biological process: translation. The transcript has a single exon. Gene Ontology annotation, molecular function: structural constituent of ribosome. The record is from RefSeq and is a predicted model, not a curated record. Bases 1 to 261 code for a protein of 86 amino acids. Gene Ontology annotation, cellular component: large ribosomal subunit; mitochondrion. Lineage: Eukaryota; Fungi; Ascomycota; Leotiomycetes; Helotiales; Pleuroascaceae.
AUGUCAUAUUUCCGCAUCACCCUCCUACGCUCAGGCAUCGGCCUGACCAAACGAACACAAGGUGUAUUGAAAGCACUUGGUCUCCGACAUCGAAUGACCACCGUCUUCUAUCCCGUCACACCGGAAGUCGCAGGCCAGAUUAUGCGAGUUAAGGAAUUGGUGUCAGUUGAGGAGGUGGAGAAGCCGUUGACCAAGGCAGAGGUGAAGGCGGAACGGACACCAGAACCUGGAUUUUAUUUGGAGAAAGCAGCACCCCGGUGA